Molecule: messenger RNA, 2350 nt
Organism: Dermacentor andersoni
Lineage: Eukaryota; Metazoa; Arthropoda; Arachnida; Ixodida; Ixodidae
Source: RefSeq, a predicted model, not a curated record
UCGUCCGCGCGGGCUCGUCUGUCGGCCGCUCAAAUAGGCUCGUCAGAGCCCGGCGCCCCUCAGAGCCGGACCAGGUGCUGAUUGAAGGCGACGCGCGCUCUCACGCGGCAACGACGACGACGACGCCCCCGACCAACCGGCAACAGCAGCAGCGGGACCGAAGCAACAGGUGACUGCGGUGAACACACUCCCACUCGGCGCGAGAGAUCCCCAAGAUGCGCGUCUGCGUCCUCCUCCUCCUGGUGGCCGUGGUGCUGGUGGCGCUGGUGCACGCGAGCAGCGCCAAGCGACCGCAGCACGGCGAAGGCGGUGUCGAGCAGCACGGCACAAAGAAGCACCACCACAAGGAACGCCGCCACGACGCCAAGCACCACGAAGGAAAAGGGCGCAAGGGCAAGCACGGCAAGAAGCAGCAGCAGCACGAGAGCUCCGCGUGGGCGUCCGAGCGCAGCGAGCAGCCUCGUCAUCAGCAGGACCAGCCUCAGGACGGCGAGCAGGCGACCCAGAAGGGGCAGGAAGCCGAGGCCAAGUCUACGAAGUACAAGCAGCACAAGAACAAGCAAGGCAACAAGGAAACUCCAGUUGACAGUAAGGGCCACAAACAGCAGAAGCAAAAGGAGAAGUUGAGCAAAGAUCAGGCGGCAGCACAAGAGAAGCGGUCAAAGUACGCCAAGGAGGCCGACAAGGCGAAGCAGGACAAGGAGCCCAAGCUGCAGCAGCAGAAGCAGGCGCAGCCCGACAAGGAACCGGCGCAGCAGCCGGAGCCGGCCAAGUACCACAAGCAGGACGAACAGCGCACCGCCGAGCAGCCGCAGCAGGCAGCCAAGAACCUGUGCGCCGAGAGCAGGUCUCAGCAGCCGGGCUCCGCCACCAAGUGCCAAACAGGUUCCCAGCAGGCCACGGUGACUCAGGCCGCUGCACCUGCCCCUGCUGCUGCUGCCGCCGCCGGCGUAGGCCCAAGCCCAGUGUGCCAGCAGUCGAAGACGUCGAUGGGCCACGGCUGCAUACAGGCCUGCGCCUGCCCCGACACGGCCGUGUGCUUCGCGGCCACGGGCAACACCAGGGGCGUCUGCAAGCUCCCCGAGCCGGACGACCUGACCCGCGGCUCUUACCUUCCGUGAAGCGCGAGGGAUGCAGCUACAGUCUUCCAAAUGACGACUCACCGUUCUCCCUGUACUCCCCGUUUCCCGUGCUCCCUCUGUCUUGGGUGUGCCCCUGUUUCAUUGUCACUUGCGCCCCCAUCGACUUGUCCCUCGAGCAUGAGAAGUUUGCUCUUUUUCUCUUGGGCAACGCCGCAGAGCACAGUGUGAAGAGCUUGCGAGCUUUGUUUUCUCUCGUGUGAUGAGUUAAAAGCUGUCGCAGCUGCACAGUUGUUAGAUGCACCAACGUUUAUUUGCACACUUUCACUACGCUUUAGUCGCUCGUAGACAAGCACACUGCACCGUGAUAUUAGGCCCACAAGCCGUCACGCCGUGCAGCAUGUUAGAAUGCAUCAGAGCAGUUUUUUUUUCAUGCAGUGACCCACGAAUGGAGUGAAAGCACCUAUAAUACAGAGUAGCGUGUGCGAGUUUGCGCCGAACGGCUCAAUCUACUGUUGAUAGAACAGUGCAGUGAAAGUACCUCCCAUUUAAUGAAGGCAGAAGAGUCUGGAAGAAGAGAUGUUAUAAACCAAGUGGACCUCGAGCCUUGCAGGAGCACGUUGGUGAUGUCUAGUCCUAAAAACGGCCCUCUUUUUCUCUUUCAAGAUGUUAGCUGGCUGCAUAAGUAAAACAGGUGACGCGGCCUCACCGGAGUGAAUGGCGCAGUUUCAGAAUCUGAAGGCAAAUGCAACCGUUUUCACCAGAGCGCACUUUGGAAGUAGAUCCCAGGGUUUGUACUGGUAACUCUAAUAACAUUCCACGUUUUCUCUGGUAACAUGGGACAAACCACGUUUACUGCACUCUGUUGGCAAAGCUUCUAAAACAUCAAAGGAUGCAUGCGUGGCUUUGGUUUUGGUUACUCCCCGCAGUGACGCGUACCCAUUAUGACGUGGUUUUAUGUGGCUUUCCCCCACAAUGUCGAGCUUCCAGCUGUCACUGCAUAGCCUAUAGACCAGAAAACACGCAUUUAUAUAUUUGGUCGUCUGAAUGUUCUACAUGCCAAAAGAGGAUGGAACGUUCACAGCAUCUAGCCCUUAAUUGUUUAACCUUCGUGACACAGCUCUCAAUAACCAUUUGUGCGUGACAGAGAACUCCAGGAGUGCUUUCUUGUACUAUAUAUAUAGGUUGCACUGCACAUUUGUCGUCUUUUUUCUCUUUAAGACCAUGUGUAAAUAUCCUUUGUAUGAAUAAAGGAAGAUGUUGUUGUAAAA